Messenger RNA from Paramecium pentaurelia, 421 nucleotides. Lineage: Eukaryota; Ciliophora; Oligohymenophorea; Peniculida; Parameciidae. The record is from the annotation of a GenBank genome assembly.
AAUGGCAAAAGAAGUUAAUAGAGAAGAAUAUGCUAGACAGAAACAUUAUAAAGAUAAAAAAAAACAAUUUGCUAUUGACAAACUUAAAACUGAAUUUCCAUAAAGUUUAGAUUAAUAUGGCUAAGCUUUCCAAUAACAAUUGAAAGAUUGUAAAUGUGAAAAGGAUCCUGAUCCAAAGAAAGGCAUUAUUCAUAAAGAAGGUUGUUCUCAUGAUGACUUUACAACUCAUUAAAAAAAUUAAAAGAAGCUUUAGAAAAAUUAUGUUUACUAUAAAACAGAAUACAAUUAUUGUAGAGGCUAUUCUCCUGAAUAUUACUUUGCAAGAUAGAUUUAUAAGGAAAAGUAGGCUGAUUUAUUAAAAAUAUAGAUAAAAUAAAAGAUUCUGAAGGGGAAAGAUUUUAAUGACGAUAAUGUAUAUUGA